GCACAUGCAUUCUGUAAUUAACGCAUAAUUAAUUAGGAACUUGCGGAUCGAAUUGUUUCUCAUCGGCAACAGAUGUCGGCGCGAUCGUUUGUUAUUCCGUCGCCAUUUUACAAACAAGAAAAAAUUACUACGGACAGUAGUUCCGUGUGUGCCGUUGUGUUAGUUAGUUCAGUUUUUUGAGUGGUUGUUUGUUGGGUACACAAUUUUAAAAUGGCAUUCAACGGGGAUGGAUCACACAAACGUCCGAGAAUAGAGGGCGAACAGGGAAGCGUUAGGACACAUUCAGUUGGAUAUGGCGGCGGUGGCGGCGGCGGCGGCGAAGAACCUCGGAGAAAGAGACCGGACGAUUCUAAACCGAAUCAUGUCCUCUUAUUCACGAUAAUUAAUCCAAUGUACCCCAUAACCGUGGAGGUUCUUCACACAAUCUGCCAGCCUAGCGGGAACGUCCUUAGAAUAGUCAUCUUCAAGAAGAACGGGGUACAGGCGAUGGUAGAGUUCGACAAUGUCGAAGCGGCCGUAAGAGCCAAGGACACGCUGCACGGUGCCGAUAUUUACUCAGGAUGCUGCACCUUAAAAAUAGAUUUCGCAAAGCCUGAAAAAUUAAACGUGCACAAGAACGACUCCGAGAGCUGGGAUUACACUAUAUCAAUGGCAAAGGAGAACGUGAACGGUCGACCGCAGCCACUCUUACAAGAACCUCAUUACGGUUCCAGGCCGCAGCCGUACAAUGCUGAAGCAAUCAGAAGCGGAAUUGGACCAGAAGUAAGACCGAAUGCUUAUUCGCACGAGCCGCAGCGUUACGAGGAGAUGCAAGGUUACGGCGAGUCCUUCGGACCGGAUAAUUACAGAAAGGGCGCACCGCCGCCGAUCGCGGAGUAUCGAGAACAACGAAACACCACCUUUCAACAACCCGGAUCCGUGUUGAUGGUUUACGGGUUGGACCCGUUACGUACAAACGCCGAUAAGCUCUUCAACCUCAUGUGUCUCUACGGAAAUGUAGCACGGAUAAAGUUUCUAAAGUCGAAGGAAGGAACGGCCAUGGUGCAACUGGGCGAUGGUGUCGCCGUCGAAAGAUGCGUUCAAAAUUUGAACAACGUCAUUGUGGGCUUAACAGGCGCCGCCCCCAUUCUAAAGGAGGAGGAGAACCGAAACAACAACUGCGCAGAGCACAAACUCCAAUUGGCGUUUAGCAAGCAACCCUUCCUCAGCGAGGUCACCAACCCUUACCCCCUACCCGACAAAUCCCCCUCCUACAAAGAGUACAUAACCAACAAAAACAACCGGUUUAUGAACCCCACGAUGGCGAGUAAAAAUCGCAUCCAGCCGCCGAGCAAGAUUUUGCACUUUUUUAACACUCCCCCGCAAGUGACGGAAAACGAAUUAAUACAAGUGUUCAAAGACUACGAUGUGAUCCCUCCUAAAGCUGUUAAAUUAUUCCCAAUGAAAUCCGAGCGUUCUAGUUCCGGAUUAUUAGAGUUCGAUAACACCAGCGAGGCGGUGGCGGCCGUUAUGGCUUGCAAUCAUGCCGCCAUUGACAGUCCAGGUACCAAGUUUCCCUUCAUAAUGAAGCUCUGUUUCUCCUCAUCGCGCACCAUGUCAAUACGUAACGGCGACAGUAAUUCGUCGACUAACGGAUCGGGCGAACGGCGUAUGGAUCAAGACCAGGAAUAAGAACGUUUUUAAGUUUCUCCCACCCUUCAGAGACCAAUACAUAUCCUAAAACUAAAAUUGGUACGCGACAAAUAUUCGUAUGUGCGUUGGUUUAUUCGUAAUCCAU
This is a messenger RNA of Photinus pyralis (common eastern firefly), 1777 nucleotides long. RefSeq names its product heterogeneous nuclear ribonucleoprotein L-like. Bases 211 to 1671 code for a protein of 486 amino acids. Gene Ontology annotation, cellular component: nucleus. NCBI's taxonomy places the organism in Eukaryota, Metazoa, Arthropoda, Insecta, Coleoptera, Lampyridae. The transcript is spliced from 11 exons. The record is from RefSeq and is a predicted model, not a curated record. Gene Ontology annotation, biological process: regulation of RNA splicing. Gene Ontology annotation, molecular function: mRNA binding.